Pseudo-nitzschia multistriata is the source of this 2089-nucleotide messenger RNA. NCBI's taxonomy places the organism in Eukaryota, Bacillariophyta, Bacillariophyceae, Bacillariales, Bacillariaceae. The record is from the annotation of a GenBank genome assembly.
UGUAUCGAAAUAAUGUACAGCAACACCAGGUACGAGUACCGUAGAGUAGUACCGUACCAUGCUACUGUAAUUCGCACACGCAGAAGACAAAAGACAGAAUUGCACUAUUGCACUACUACGAGCCCAACGAAGGUUAGACUGAGAAUGAGUUAUGUUUCUUAUUAGUGCUAGGGUUUAUUUUKGUCCCGCGAGUGAAACAUUCAAAAUUCAAAAUCUCUUCCCCCCGACAAUUCUUUUGCACAAAAACAUACUGUACCUCUUAGUUUAUUCAAAUUUAGAUUACCAGCACCAAUAUGGUGAACGACGGUGGUAAAGGCGUUACAUACAACGAUCGCGAUGUCUUUUUUCUCCCAGAAAACCUCGGGCCUCGCUUGAUGGGCUUAUCGUCGUCUGUGGGUGACGAUUCGUCCUCUCUGGCGUACCUAUCCCCCGCCCUCGCCAUCUCCAGCGAUCCAUCGGCGGUGGCCCACGGCCGGGGCCUUAUCGCCACCUCCGAUAUUUCUGCCGGCGAGUUGCUCUUGGUCCACCCUCCCACCGUUCGGGCUGAUGUUUCGCAGGUUCUGCGGAUCUACCAAAACAAGGCUAGCAAGAGCAGCAGCAGCAGCUGUGGCUCAAAUCUGCUGGAGUCGAUCGCCGAGACUGUCCUGCUGAAGGAAAUGAAACGAGCUAUCCGGGGACGUACCAAACAGGCUCGCAACGCUAAGAUUGCAGCCAGCUUCUUAGCACUGAACGGAGAGCAUUCGAGCAACAACAAUAGCGACAACCAUUACAACGACGACGACGAAACCACUCGUAACGAGCGGCACAUGAGACUCGCCAGGGUAUUGCUGGGAAUUGGGACACCAGAGGACACGGAGGAGAUCCUUUCACAGCAAUCCCUGCUGGAUGACAACGAACACCUGCUGGGGAUCAUUAGGCACAACGCCUUCGGCCCCGACUUUCACCACUAUCACCGAAUGGAGCGGGAACUCUUCGAUGCCAACCACGCAGACACCACCACCACUGGCGGCAACAACACAACUUCCAUUGCCUCGUUGUACUCCCGCGUGCUGGGCCACUACCCACUCGCGGCCAUGAUCAAUCAUUCCUGCGGCCCGACCAACGCGGCCAGGGUCUUCUACGGGGAAACUAUGGUGGCCUCCGCGACGAUGGACAUUCCGCGGGGUACCGAGCUCGUCUGGCCCUACUGCCCCCCGAUUCUGCCAUUUCCAGAGCGCCACUCACGCCUCGAGCGCGGCUACGGGUUUUCGUGUAGCUGCCAACGGUGCCUCCUGGAGGGAGCCGCACUGGAAGGGGGCAUCCCCCCUCCCCUGCCCCUCAUGGGAGCUACGGGCCACGGCGGUGCCGAAGCCCGACUGGGCCCAGACGAAUGGUCAAGUGUGCUGGAAUCCGUAGAGGCGUGGUACCGCGCCGUGACGGCAGGGGAGCCACCUAAGCACAGCAACAACAACAGUGAACCCCGGUCCCCGCUGAAUCUGGGGGAAUGUCUCCGGCUCGGGCACACGCAGCUCUAUAUCGACUAUUUCAACCAGUCCCUGGCAGAAAAGGGCGCAGUGGAAGUCCUCUUGGAUCAAGCGACCGAGCUGCACAGAUCUUUUGCCAGGGUACACAACGCCUGCACGGAGCACCUGUCCCUCCUGCACCUGAGCUACGAGCUAGAAGCGAUAGGAGGCAGCACCAGCAAGGAAACUGGAAACGGUGUGSGGAUUUGGACCGAGCGCCUCAAGCAGGCACACCUCUGCAGGUAUUCGAGCGAGAUAGUCGGGAAGGACCUGGAAACACUACGGACGGUCCUCAGGCAUACCCGGACCGUCCUAAGGACGAGGAAUGGAUGGAAAGCCAGCAGAAUACAGGGGGCCGCGAAUUCUUUUUUAUGAGAAUGGAGCGAGCGAAUGCGCAUGCGUGCAGGCGAUUGGCACAGGUGGUGCUGCAGCAAUGGUAAUGUUUUGGCAAGCGAGCGACAGGUUUCGAACUCUCUGUCGAAUGCAACAUAAUCUCUGUACGCAUGCAUGCAAAUCGUUGCACACUUUCCCAAAUGGACUGUAAAGGAACUUCACUUAUUAUUAGAUAAUGAAACAUACUCCCACCA